Molecule: messenger RNA, 1082 nt
Organism: Gilbertella persicaria
Lineage: Eukaryota; Fungi; Mucoromycota; Mucoromycetes; Mucorales; Choanephoraceae
Exons: 1
Coding region: 224-922 (232 amino acids)
Source: RefSeq, a predicted model, not a curated record
UGUAAAUCCAUAUAGACCCUUUUUUUUUAUGAUAUGGUUAUAAAAACAGGUCUACUUCAUAACAAGAAAUGUAUUUGUUCAGCACAUCCCUUAUAGUCCUCCCUUUCUUUCCUUUUCUUUCUCUUUUUUUUUAUCGCUUUCUUUUCAUUCUCUUUCUCUUUCUUUUUCUCUUUUUAUUUGAUUAUACACAUAAAAAAAGGACUCCCUUUAGAGUUUUGAACCCAUGGAAGCUCCAACAUCCGUAGUUAGCAUACAGCAACCUGAUGAACAGCCAUUUAUACCAAAGACAAUAUCUAAUCCUAUAGGACAUCUUGCUACCUCAGAACGAAUACCUACAACCACAUGGGGACCUUUUACAAUAGUUGUUGUUGUUUCUCUUGUAUUGCUUACAUGCUUUAUCUUGAACUGUAAUCGAAUUCGGCGCAGAGUAGACGAGACAAGAAUGAACAGACUAGGAAGGACAGGGUCCUUUUCAUUUGAAAGUAGACACAAGCAGUUACAAGAAGCUGAUCUAGAAUGGAACAGUCAUCCGCCUAUUGUCUAUACACAAGAAAAACUCACUUCACCAGAAUCAACCUAUGCUAGCAGUAAUAUCAUCAGCAGCAGCAAAAGCAGCACCCAUUCUGCACAUUCGGGAUGGUCCUCUAAUAACUCGACCAUUGCACAAUCUCAUCAUUAUCAUGACAUAAACUUUAUAAAAAAUCAACCUCCCAGUGUUCAACUAAGAUUGACUUUGGAAAAUGCAUCUAGGAAUUCACUGUCAACGUAUAUGAAUCCUAAAAGACCAGUCAUGGUACAUCCUCAUGAAUCAGAAUAUUCAAGAAAUGAUAUAUCACCCGUGUCGUCGCCAUUAUCGUCGUCAUCUGUACCCACUGUUUUUCAAAAGAGCAGUAAUUCAUCAAGCUGUGGCACUCUCUCAUAGACAUAAACAAAUAAAAAUAAAAAGACAAAGCUUUGGUAUGCUUCUUUAUCUUUUUUAUAAUCCCUAUAUAUCUCCUGUUCUUUAUCCCUUUAUAUGUCACUGGUUUUCUUCUUUUUUUAUCCAUCCCUUUAAUAAAGAAUCCUAUCGAUUGUAGUCUGGG